Bursaphelenchus xylophilus (pine wood nematode) is the source of this 3535-nucleotide messenger RNA. The record is from the annotation of a GenBank genome assembly. NCBI's taxonomy places the organism in Eukaryota, Metazoa, Nematoda, Chromadorea, Rhabditida, Aphelenchoididae.
AUGGAGGCCGAUCUGUUUCGGCUCUUAUUCGCCGAUCAUCUUCAAGACGCCAUUUUCAAGAAGGAUACAGAGAAUUUAGUAAAUUUCGCUCGUUUUCUUGCCGCUUUUUUUGCUGAUCUGCCUAUAGUUUGCCCAGAAGACCGCGAGAUAAAGGAAUUUCCAAGUCUGUGGAGGCUUGCUGAGUAUGAAGAAAGCGAUUACGGUAAGAUGACUAUAAUGUUUUGAUGAUUUUUCUGGUCACGUUUUUAGACAAAUCCAAAUACAAAAAGCUUCAAUCCGACUAUGUUUCGGCUAAUAUUCCUCCAACUUACUCGCCAGCUUUGCCAGUCCAACUUUUGUGUUAUACUGGGCAUCUAACUGAAGCUUGUUUGUAUAUCGAUCAUUUCAACGACCUCCGGUCACAACUAAUUUUACGGGUGUUGGCGGAUGGUCAAUACGGGUAAGAUCAGUGCAUUCUAUGUAGAACAAAAUGAAUCUCUCUACAGCAAAGCCCUUUUAUAACAAAAAUUUAAAUUUUUUUUGGUAGUUCGUCGCUUACAACUCGUUGUACUGAGCCUUGACCACAGUAAAAUUGUGAAAAAAUUGAAGAAAUUUUUAGGUUAAACCUCACGCAACAACAUAUCCAUCAGAUAUUUAUUCACGAUUUUAUCGACACCCUGACUUUUGAACAAAUUCAAGAUGAUCAAAUCAAACUUAUGGUAGAAGUAUUUACCAAAUUAUCCACACUUUUCGACCUUUCCUGGCUUUAUUCGCUAAUCGAAGGUCUUCUCGAUCGAUUAAGCGACAUUUCCGAUGGACUUCCGGACGAUGUAGACGCCAGCGUCAUGGUAAAAUACACUAUAUUUUAUUUAAAUUCCUUUAGCUUCCUCGACCUCCGGUGUUCAUGUUGCCUGGUCAAGAGACGGGUGAAAUCCCGGAAUUAAUCCAAUGGAGUGUGAUUUACAAGCUUAUCAGAAGCUUUUUGCACAUUUUGCAACGGGCCAAUUGGCUGAAGAGCUUGUCCGGAGGCCUGUUGAAGAGGAUCUGGAAGGUGAACCCACAUUUUACAGUAAGGAUCGAGUGAACUUUGUUAAACUGGAGACUUUCCGGACGGACCAGUAAACACCUGUAAUAACAGACGUCUGGAAAAGAAUUUUGUUUACCUGUCUGUCCGAAGAACUGACAAGUUUCCGGAGUUAGAGAAGCUUUUGAAAAGGCCUUCUGGCAGUGGUGAUUGGUCCAAAAGUUUUUUGUUUUCAGGCGACAAUGACAAACGAUGACUUUGAAGACGAACUUGGGGAGAAUCUCCACGAGUCUAUGGAGAGUAUUGUCAAAGAAACGCUUCGUUUGUCCUACCGUGAUCAAGCAGCAAUUCUUAGACGAAGAGGAGCAACUGAGGUAAAAUACGUCACUUAAAUACAUAUGUUUUUUUCGAAAUUUUCAGCCUGAACUUGCCCAAAUUUACGAAAAGUCUCAGAAAAUUCGUGAUGACUCUGAAUGGAUGAGCUAUCUGGACUCCGAUGACAUUGAUGAGAUUAUGAAGACGUUGCGGUUGUUUGAUGACAUUAUUGAGGAAAAAGAAUGGUAAGUUUUACUAGAUAUUAAUGUUCAUUGUCCUCCAGGUACCUCCCGCCUUUGUCCGAGAGCACUGUGGAACAAUGGAAGGCGGCAAUGUUUACAGAAGUUAAAGUCGCCAGUGCCAGACGGUCUUCGAAUGAAUUGAAUGUUUUGGAAGAGGAGAACAAAAUAGAGAUCGCCCAAAAAGACUUCCUUGUUCUGGACUACAUUGCCAACACUUUGCCUUUUAUUUCUCUGCCGGAUUCGAGUUUAAUCGGGAUCACUUUGAAGCUCAAGCCUUCAGACAUCUGCAAAGUGAAACCUCAGUCAUUCUACCCACAAAGCACUCCUCGAAAUCCCUCUACAGUAGUUGAAAAAGAGCCCGCCAGGCGUCCUCUACAAGCGUCUCUGGGCGAUCGGAUUCGCCAAAGUUUGCGGCGGUUAGGAGGGAAGCCGGCAACAGGUAUCCCCAUGGAUAAUAUCGAUGAUAUUGCGAAGAAUCUGGAGGAUUCUGAAAUUGAAAAGCAGUUGAUCGAAGAGAGGGAGUAUUUGAGUAAUAUCAAAAAAGAUCCGGAGAUUCUACAGGCCUACAGAUCAAGAGUGAUCUCCGAUUUUCGGCCGAGGGUAAUCCCAAAUUUUGAAAAACUACGAAAGCUCAAAUUGGCCAAAAGCCCUGGCCUGAAGAGGAAGACUGUUAGCAAAAAUUUUGAUGAAAAUGUCAACGAUGAUUUUAACUUGGAAGGAAAUUUAUCGGAUGAAUUGAAAGCAAUCAGCGCAAGAUUAUCCCAUUUGAAGACCAAAUGGAGCGGAACCCCCGAGGAAAUCAUGAAGUAUGCAGACUCUGGUAUUUCGUAUAACCAUAGAAGCACAUCAGACGUCAAACCAAUUAUUAGGACUUCAAAAUCAAUGGGAUUUUCUAACCCUUCGACGUCAAAGAUUGAUUUGCUAGAAGACAUUGUCAUGGAUAAGAUGAACUAUGAACAAUAUGCCAAGUUCAAGCCGUCUACUUCAAAGUCCAUGGACUUUUACAGUAGCAAAAAGACUCAUAAGCCUGAAACUCCUUGGAAAUUCGAUGACUUGAGCUCAGGAAUCUCUAGCAGCUCGAUUUCGCCAGAUUUGAGUGAUCGGAAGAAGGUGUAUAAAACUAGGAAAUUCUUGGAGAAGGAGCACAACAAGGUGUUGGAGAGGCAAAACAAAGAUAGAAGAGACCAAAAGGCUUCAGAAUCCGAUGAUGACAGUGGACUAAAGAGUUCAAAAGAUACGAAAAAGCUCUCUGAUCUUGAUCGGCCACCAAUUGAUCAUGGUGAAUAUAAACCCGAAGAGCAGCUGAGAUAUGAGUUGAAUUAUACAAACGAGUAUUAUGAAGAUGCUCCACAGGCUCUAGACAUGAUAUUGGAUAAAGAGGAAUUGGUGCCCGAGGAAAUCCCAGAGCCAGAUACUCCAAGUUCCAUUGGGAAGUUGGAUUUGUCGUUGUUGAGUGAUAGGCAAGAAGAGAAGGCCAAGAAGAAAGGAACCAAUGAUUGGACAGAGGUCAAGGUGUACGAUAGGUCUCCGAAAAAGUCUGCGAAACCAAGACAACCACAAAUGGUGUUACCAGAUUGGCUGAGGCUACUGCCAUACGAGGAGAAGGCAACGUCAUCGAGAUUGUUGAGUUUGACGGCGGAAAAAGGUAAGAAAUUCGAUUAUAACUGACAGUUGAAGUACAUCAAGGUAUAAAUAAGAUGUGUAUUUUGAGCAUUAGGACUUUGUUAUGCCUAAUUUUGCUUUCAAAUUUUUUUCUUUUUCAGACUCAAAAUCUAGGUCAUCCCGGACCGGGCGCAAGUCCAAAAGUCCCUAUUUGAAUAUCAAAGAAGCUAUUCGAGAUAGCGGAUACUUGGAUCAGACUUCAAGGAGUUCAAAAAAGCAACAAACGGUGAUUCCUCUGCAAACGAUGAUUCAUGAUGACAAUGUCUUCGAUAUGACUGAAGAGCAGGUUAACAAGUUGAUUAUGAAUUCAUGA